Trichomycterus rosablanca is the source of this 2385-nucleotide messenger RNA. It is a transcript of the gene slc7a14b, whose product is annotated as solute carrier family 7 member 14b. The transcript has 8 exons. Gene Ontology annotation, cellular component: plasma membrane. NCBI's taxonomy places the organism in Eukaryota, Metazoa, Chordata, Actinopteri, Siluriformes, Trichomycteridae. The record is from RefSeq and is a predicted model, not a curated record. Gene Ontology annotation, molecular function: amino acid transmembrane transporter activity. Bases 1 to 2262 code for a protein of 753 amino acids. Gene Ontology annotation, biological process: transmembrane transport; amino acid transport.
AUGAGCAAUAUUUUUGCAAAGCUGGACCCCCGUCGGCUCGAGUGGGAGGCCUCCUGGUACGGCCUCCACUCUCGAGUGCUGCGUACCAAACCUCUGGACUCCAUGCAGCACAAUUCUGGCGAUCUGCACGGCACCAGACUGGCACAGGUGCUCACCACAGUAGACCUGGUCUCCCUCGGAGUGGGCAGCUGUGUGGGCACUGGGAUGUAUGUGGUGGCCGGAUUGGUUGCCAAGGAAAUGGCCGGACCCGGAGUCAUCCUGUCCUUUGUCAUCGCGGCCGUGGCAUCGAUCCUGUCAGGUGUGUGCUAUGCCGAGUUUGGAGUGCGAGUCCCGAAGACCACCGGCUCAGCGUACACCUACAGCUACGUGACGGUCGGGGAGUUUGUGGCUUUCUUUAUCGGGUGGAACCUCAUCCUGGAGUACCUGAUCGGUACCGCAGCGGGGGCCAGCGCUCUCAGCAGCAUGUUCGACUCGCUGGCCAACCACAGCAUCAGCCGGUACAUGAUCAACCACCUCGGCACUCUCAAUGGUUUAGGUAAAGGAGAGGAAUCCUAUCCUGACCUGCUGGCUCUGAUUAUCGCUAUGGUUGUAACGGUGAUCGUAGCUAUAGGAGUGAAGAACUCGGUGAGCUUCAACAACGUCCUCAACGUGGUCAAUCUGGUCGUGUGGGUGUUCAUCGUGAUCGCUGGCCUUUUCUUCCUGUCCGGAGCUAACUGGGCUGAUGGCAUGUUUCUGCCCUAUGGGUGGUCCGGGGUCAUGCAAGGAGCUGCUACUUGUUUCUAUGCCUUUAUUGGGUUUGAUAUAAUCGCCACCACUGGAGAGGAGGCCAAGAGUCCGAACACGUCCAUUCCCUACGCCAUCACAGCCUCACUCAUCACCUGCCUGACAGCAUAUGUCUCAGUGAGCGUGGUCCUUACCCUGAUGGUGCCCUAUAAUCUCAUCGAUGGAGACGCUCCACUGAUGGAGAUGUUCGCCAUGCACGGCUUUCUGCCGGGGAAGUACAUCGUAGCUGUGGGAGCCAUCGCAGGACUCACAGUCAGUCUGCUGGGCUCACUGUUCCCCAUGCCCCGAGUCAUCUACGCCAUGGCAGGUGACGGUCUGCUGUUCAGGUUCCUGUCCCACGUGAGCCCCUAUACAGAGACCCCCAUGCUAGCGUGCGCCGUGUCCGGGUGUCUCGCCGCUCUCCUGGCUCUCCUGGUCAGUCUGAGGGACCUAAUCGAGAUGAUGUCUAUCGGCACUCUCCUGGCGUACACGCUCGUCUCUGUGUGCGUACUGCUGCUUCGCUACCAGCCCGACGGCGACGGCUUUACCAACGUCCCCCCACACGAACCAGAGUCCUGGACCACCAAAGAGGGCGUACUGGCGGAGCAGGAACGGGACGCCUACACUCCCGCGAGCGACGCAGAAGAGUUCAGCAAAAACCUUCCCUCGCAAAGAGACGAUGAGAGAUUAAUCAGCAAAUCAGACUCCGCUGGGUACCAGUCCGACUCCUCGGGGUACGCUGGUGAGAAAGACACAGAGUUCGAUGACUCUGAGAAUAGGCUGACGUGCCUGCUGAAGCAGGUCCUAGGUGCCAAGUACUACACCCUGCGGGCGCGCCUGGGACUCCCGGAGCCAGGCUCCCAGCCCACCCCGGCGACAGGACGUACGGUCACCUACUGUGUCCUCCUGCUCUUCAUCCUGACCUUUCUGCUUUGGAUUGUCGUGAUAUACGGCCUGGAUCGCGCCUCUGCGGUCACCGGCUGGAUCCUGGUCCCGUUCGUCAUGGUCAUCGUUACCUUCAUGGUCGUCUUACUGGUCGUCAUUCUACGGCAGCCCGAAAACCCUAAAAAGUUGCCGUACAUGGCACCUUGCGUACCUUUCGGACCCAUAGCUGCUAUACUGGUGAACAUCUACUUGAUGCUCAAGCUGUCCAGCAUUACAUGGGUUCGAUUUGCAGUGUGGUGCUCUAUAGGUCUGAUGAUUUAUUUUGGCUACGGGAUGUGGAACAGCUCUCUGGAGCUGAGUGCCAGGGAGGAGAAGGCACACGCCAGCUCUUAUCAGAGGUACGAUGCGGGGCUGGAUGACAGCUUCGCGGUGGACGAUGACCUUCACACUCAUGAGGAUGGGGACGGGGGGAAUUAUCAGGGCUGGGCGGGUGAAGAAAAGGGCUAUCAGGACCAGUACCAGAACUACCAGCAGGACUCCAGCAACCAUAAGCCCACAGGCAGGACCUAUAAAGGCUAUCAGGAGUUUUCUAAUGAGUAUGAUGCUACCGAGUGAGAAAUUCAGAUGCCUCAAAAUGCUGCCUAGUAAGGUAUCAACGCUAUUUUGACUCAAGAACGAGGAAGCAUCCGAUACUGCCUUAGCGGUGAAGGCAAUCCCAGCAUUCAGUGCGGCACGACU